Molecule: messenger RNA, 3554 nt
Organism: Sinocyclocheilus anshuiensis
Lineage: Eukaryota; Metazoa; Chordata; Actinopteri; Cypriniformes; Cyprinidae
Gene: ppp1r13l
Product: protein phosphatase 1, regulatory subunit 13 like
Exons: 13
Coding region: 261-2666 (801 amino acids)
Biological process (GO): positive regulation of cell differentiation; regulation of transcription by RNA polymerase II
Molecular function (GO): transcription factor binding
Source: RefSeq, a predicted model, not a curated record
GCGUUGUUUACCUGCGCCAGCUGUGCGUCUGGAGCACCUGGGUCGGGUUUCAGAAGCAGUGGGCUGGACUGAAUAUCUCAGGACUUCACAGACAAGAGUUAAACACCGUUUAAAUGUUUUCCAACUUGCCAUGUAACACAUCCAUGCUCGGCGGGACUGAGUUCUAGGACUUUACGGCACGACAACCUCACAACUAUUACAGCUAUUCAAGGCAGCGAGUUGAAUGAAUUGGAGGUCACACAAACAGAAACACAAACACCAUGAACUCCCAGGGCAACUUUGGCAGCAGCUUUUUGUUUCAGUCCAUCAACGAUGAACUGAGCGCAUCUUUGGCCACAGCAGAUGAGCUUUCACGGGAAUUCAGCUCUCUCCUGUCAGAUGCCACUCCUGUCAUGCAAACCACUACUUCAGAGAGUUCUGGCCCCAAACCCCAGAGCAGCAGCAAUGGCAAUGGCAGUUUGUACAGCGCAAACAAGAAUGGAAAUGAGAGCAUCAGUACAAGCUUCUCCUUUUCCCAGAGCUCCAUGAGCAGCCUGAGCUCAGACUCCAGCAUCAGCAGGAAGGAAUCCAACCUGGACCUUCCUCCUGCUGUCACAGUUCGAUCUUCACCUCCUGCACCUCAUCUAGACAGUAUGAAAUUCAAGCCUUCAUCUCCUAGUCCUUUAACCCAGCAGCAUUCCUCUUUUACAAACCGUAAAGACAGCUCGGAUUCACGAUAUUCUUUCGACCAAAUUACUCCCCCUAAUAUGUCUCCAAAUUCAAUAAGACGAAUGACACAGAUGCCGUUGAGGCCUCAAGAUCGAAGCACAAGAGGAUCGUUGAGCUAUGGGGAGCUAUCCAGCCCUACCUAUGAAAACAAAACCUCUCGCACCUCGCUGCAGCCCUCAGCGAGCCCCUUGUCUUCGAUUCCUAGGUCUCCGAGGUUGGAUCGAGCACCUUCUCAGCCUUUUAGUCAACCAGCAGCCAGUACGCUACCACGCAACUUCCAGCCAUUCAGACCCUUAGAAGAAGGAAUGCAGAGGCAAAAGAACCCCCCUAAGUGGAAUGAGACUGACCUGGAUGCAUCAUACGAAAAAAAGCCUCACCACACCUAUGACAAGAAUGAAUGGAUCAGACCAUCUGUACCCAACAGCAACUGGAAAGAAUCAAACCUGGACGCACCUCCUGCUGCUAAGAAGAAUACUGUGUCCCGUUCGCUCCCAUCAUCCCACAGCUCGCUCCCGAGGAACACUCGUAUCUCAGUGCCCCCUGAACUCGCCUCAAGCACCAGCUCACCUUACGGCCCUCAGCCAAUCAGUUCCCGUAUCUCCAUUCCACCUGAAAGCUCUGGAGUCAGUAAGCAGAGGCCGAUCCCGCUUUCUGUCAUCAUGAGGCUCCAGAACCCGUACUAUGCUGCGGCUGUCACCAGAUACGCCCCUGGCCCAAUGGGAGAGCCCCAGCAUCUUCCCCUGCCCCGAGAGUACCUGCGGCAAAAUCGGACACCUCAACCUCCGCAACCUCAAAGACAACCUCCCUACUAUAGAGAAGCAGUACUUCACCCUGGAGAUGUUGAUGCGGAGCUUGAGAGACAGGACAAAACAGAAGGCCCUGUGUACUUAACUGACCAAGGCAUGAAACCAGAAGAGGGUAAAGUGGAGGAUACAGAGAUGCCUCCUCGCCCUCUCAGCCCCACACGUCUACAGCCCAUGGUGGCCCCACAGACAGAGUUGGACACUGACCUGGACGAAGUGAUGCGUAUCCGGGCCGAGUUCCCCAGGGCCCUGAAGAAACGCGGCUCAGUCGAAAUUCCUCAGACCCUGCACAACCUGCCCCUUACCCAACCGCACAACCAUUACAAGCAAAUGAUCAAUAAACUGUUUCGCAGGAAGACCAUCCGUGUCAAAGGAGAACCAGCUGCUGAAAGUAGCAGCUCUUCAGAUGGGGAAGACACUUCCAAAUCUGCUGUAGCUAUAGUUCCAGUACCAAUCACAGAGAUACAGGUCUCUUCCGAACAGAAGGGUAUUCACUCUAUCUUACGGAAGGGCAGCAAAGCCAAUAAAUCCUCCAGCCGUAGGGCUCACCUUAGCCCACUGGUGCUGAUGUUGGAUGGGUCUUUAGUAGGAGAGUUAGAAAUUGUGCAGAGGGCUGCGCAGGAGGUGAGUGACCCAAGCCAGGCUAAUGAUGAAGGCAUCACAGCCCUUCACAAUGCCAUCUGUGGUGGACACUUCCAAGUGGUGGAGUUUCUCGUGCGGAUAGGGGCUAACGUUAGCGCUCCAGACAGCCACGGCUGGACGCCCUUGCACUGCGCUGCAUCCUGUAAUGACCGGCAAAUGUGUGAGUUUCUGGUGCGGAACGGAGCAGCGGUGAUGGCCGUGACAGACAGUGAUGGGGCCACAGCGGCACAGAAGUGUGACCCCUACGCCCCGGGCUUCGAGGAGUGUGAGAGCUUCCUGAGAGGUGUGGAGGAAGCGAUGGGUGUAGAGAACAGUGGGGUGGUGUACGCUCUUUGGGGAUAUCCUGCCCAGGCUCCAGAUGAACUGAGCUUCAAAGAAGGAGACAUGGUGACCAUCCUGCAGAAGCCUGAAGGGGUGGACUGGUCAUGGGCUUCACUGUGUGGCAGGGAGGGCUUCGUACCAAACAACUACUUUGGGCUUUUUCCGAAAGUGCGGCCUAAAUCACUCUGCUGAACGCAUCCACGAACAUAGAAGACAAUAGCAAUCAAUGGAUCUGAAACAUGCAGACCAAGUCUGAAUGCAGGUUUCACAUGUGUUUGAAUAUGAGUUUUUUCUCUUCCUCCUUCCCUUUAAAUUGUGUUUAAUGAACAGCUAUGAUGGGAUUUUAAACAUGCACACUGUACAACUUUUCUCUAUAGACCACCACGACAAAGUCGCUUCACUGGGAAUAGUUUUAGCUUGUAAAGCUAAGCAGUCUACCUAUUUUAUUUGAGAAUAGGGAUUCAGUUUAAUUGUAUGAGCAAACUGAACUGGAUUUGAUACAUAAAUGCAUAAAGUCUCAUAAUUUGUUUGUUCGGAAAGGUUCAUUCUUUGUCUUGACUAAUGUUUUUCAGCACUGAGCAGGAAGGAAAUUCGUCAGUCUAUCAGUAUUGCUUUUGUUUAUGCUUACUUUGCAUGUUAGUGUAUCAGUUGUUAAUCAGUAAUGUUGCAUAGAUACAAAAAAGUUUUUUAGAUAUGUAUUUGAAUAACCUGUCCUAACUCAGCUUCGGAUUAUUUACAGUAUUCCACACCAAAACGUUAGCCUUUUUUAUGUAUUUUUAAACUUGUUUUUCCUGUCUGUUUUCACAGUGAUCUUUAUGUAGUAUGAAAUACGAGCUAAAGUUUUCUUCUCAAAACAAUGUACUCUCCAUGUGGGUUGUGUAUUAAAUAUUUGCUUUGAUGUGAGGGAAGUUUGUUUUAGAGGUGUGUGUGUGUGUGUGUGUAUGUGUGUGUGUGUGCCUUGUUGAAUCCACUGACUGUGACUGUUAAGACAAUGACAAAUUGUUACUCUCUGUAAUACUCUUGCACAAAAGGAAAAUAAAUAAAUACUAAUUGUAGGUUUGUUUGAUUCUUUACAGGACA